GCAGUGUGACUUAAUAUGUUCUCUGACAGGAUUCUUAUUGCGUCCUUAGCUCGCAGUGCCGCCGACACAAAAGGCGUGGCUAGCGAGAAACAUAUGAGGAAGACAACAGCUAGUCGCAUAUUAUCCAGUCAGUUUCCAGUCGGAAAUUAUUUGCGGUGCCAGAUUUGCGGAAGACCACAAAGAAGGUUUGAACAACUUGAGGAUACGCCAGUGUGUCAUCAGUUCUGGCCUGGACUAUUGUGUUGCUCUUGGAAUCUGGAACGUAAAUUUCCAUUCUCCGGUUCUCCAGAGAUUACCAUGGCGACAAUUGUUAUGGAGCAGAUUGGCCGUCUCUUCAUUAAUCUGCAGCAGGUGAGGCAAGUUCCCCAGAUGCUCUCCGAGGCCCUGCCUUCCAAGACCGACACCCUGCGUGACACGGAGGUGCCCCAAUUUUUCCGUGAACGCUACAUUUACUCUGGCUACCGGGCACUCCACCAGAACUGGCGCUACUACUUCCUGUCGCUCUUACAGCGGCACAACGAGACUAUAAAUGUUUGGACGCACCUAGUCGGAGCACUAGUGAUCCUCAUGAGAACUGCCCAGUUUACGGAGACCAUAGAUUUCAUGAACGAUCCUCAUUCCUGGCCACUUCUCAUCCUCCUCUUGUCGUCAGCAGGCUACAUGAGCUUUAGCGCCGUGGCCCACCUGUUGGCGGCAAAAUCGGAAGUCUGCCAUUACGCCUUCUUUUACCUGGAUUAUGUAGGAGUGUCAAUGUAUCAGUAUGGAAGCGCAGUGGCACACUACUACUAUGCUAUUGAAGAAAGUUGGCAUGCACGUGUCCGAGGCUUUUUCAUGCCUAUUGCUAGCUUCUUGUGUUGCCUGUCUUGCUUCGGCUGCUGUUACGGGAAGUAUCGCAAUUACAGCCUUCCUACCUGGGUUCGUAAAGUAGGCCAAGUGGUGCCUUCAGCCGUAGCUUACAGUUGGGAUACCAGUCCUGUGUUCCAUCGUUUUAUCAUCUGGGCAAGAGGCGAUUCCAAAAGCAGUCCUGCUCUGCCCUUUCACUUUGGCCAAGUGGCAUUCUUUCUUUCCAGUGCUUUUUUCUUCACUCAUCCUAUUCCCGAGCGCUGGUUCCCAGGUCACUGUGACUUCUUAGGUCAGGGUCAUCAAGUAUUUCAUGUGCUGCUUGCUCUGUGUACAGUCUGCCAGAUCAAUGCUUCAUUUUUAGACUAUCACAACCGUAGAGACUUCUAUGUGAAUCUCCAUGCUGAUGGCGAGGCAUCGUUCUUUGUUUUGCUCUAUAUUUUAACAUUUGCCAUCUCUGCUCUAAUAGCCUUGUGCAUGCUGGUGAAAGUAAAAAGAUUGUUUGGCUAUGGGGGAAAACUAAGUAAAGAAUAGGAAUAGUUAGGGCUAGAAUAGGUCAUCCUUUGGGCGCUAUCAAGGAGCAUUACUGUUAUGAUGGAAACAAGGGCAUUUUCUGAUGAAAAGGUUUAUUUAAGAACUAUAGCCAUUAGCUAAUAGUGAUUCUGCACGUUCCUGGAUCAAUAUUCUUGUUGGUCCUGUAACAACAUUUCUAUCAACUAAUCAGAUUUUAGAGAUAGGCAAAGUAUUAGAGUUAGGGAUCAGGUUAUGACUAUGUUUGUUUUACAGACAUGCUGUUCAAGUACUGAACUUUGAGCAAAUACUCAAUGUUUAAACUGAUAACAUCAUUUAUGUUAAGGCAAGGGUGUCCGAUCCUGCUCCUGGAGGGCCACUAAACCCACUAACCCCAAUUAAACACACAGAACAGGCUAGUCAAGGUCUUACUAGGCAUACACUUCCAGUCAGGUGUGUUGGGUCAAGUUGGAGCUAAACUCUGCAGGACAGUGGCCCUCCAGGAGCAGGUUUGGACAACCCGUUCACCCCUGUUCACCCCAAUUCACAAUGCACUGAUCAAUGCAACCAACAUGAACAAUCACCAGAUUACAUUAUGUAAUUUCUCAGAUGUUCCAUCAACAUGUUCAAUCGCGAAAACAAGUGCCGACCAAUGCCUAAAGAUGGCGAUGGGGUAACACUAUAAUCUGACAAAGUGUCUGUUGCCAUUGGUCGGCAUCUUUUGGUGAAAUGAGAUUUGCCCUUUAAUAUUCUUGAAUGUAUUUUGAAUUGUGCUUUUGUUAAAGGGACAUUUCACCCAAAUAUUAAAAUUCUGUCAUUAUUUUUUUGCCUUCAUGUGGUUCUAAACCUGUAUGGCUUUCUUCGGCUUUCUUCUGUGAAACAUAAAGAAGAUAUUUUGAAUAAUGUUGGUAACCUAACUAUUUUGGUGACCAGUGACUUCCAUUUCACACAAUAAAAGAAAGUCAUACAGGUUUGGAACAACAUGAGAGUGAGUAAAUGAUGACAGAAUUUUCUUUUUUUUUUUUUGGUGAACUAACCCUUUAAAAAUGAUUUUGUGAUGUACAUUACUUCUAUUAUACACCACCAGCAAGUAAGACUAAUUAACCAGCAUACAGUAUUUGAAGAAAAUAUAUAAAUAUUUGUUAAAAGUGUAGACUUCAUAUUGGUUUGAUUUGCCCGAUACUUCGGAGAUCAUAGAGAGAUUUUUUCCAAUUCAAACAGGAUUUUAAGUUUGGUUGAUCUUUUCUAUAGUACAAUAAGGUGUUUUAAUGCCUGAUUUUAUUUGAAGUAUGUAGAUUCUAAAUAGGAGAUUUUGAGUGCUGUCUUUUUUUUUAAAGCUGCAGUCCGUUACUUUUUUUGGUUAAAAAUGAUCCAAAAUCUAUUUUUGAGCAAGUAUAUAACCAGCCAGUGUUCAAAAUUAUCUCCUUACCUUAGCCCGAUUUGUAAGCUUGUAAUAAUGUUUUAUAAUAAAAUCGGUACUGGUGGGUUUCUGCUGGAAAUCCGAGCAUGCAGCCAUCAUUACAUCACAUCUGUAAACAGAAAGAAGGUGUCCCAGCUAGUAGGCUAUAUGGCAAGUGAAGAUGCUGCUGGUAGCGGAUCAUUUAUAGCUUUUUCUCAUAGCAGCUGCAAUAAUUAAAUGUAUCAUUUUGACGGCGGAUUGUAAUCCAUAAAGUUCCGAAUGGCAACUGGAGUUAACCCGUAGUCAAAAGCAAAAGACUUUGGAAAUUGAAAUCUACAGAUAAUGCUAAUACACUCUAAAUACACAUAGUCACGCAAUGCUGAUGUUGUUAUCAUUAACAAUUUGAGAAUAAAGUAUAGCAGUAAUGAUAAAUUGCACGGUUUGACGUGAUCCGAGCUAAGCGAUUGUUAGAUUUAAUCACUAUUGGCAGCGCGAUUCAUUGCAGGCCUGAGGCUUUUUUUUUUCAGUUGGUCAAAACAAAAGUGGCAGACAUGUUACUUACUUGUUCAGAUGACAUUUUCCGGUGAAAAUUCUUAUUUAGGUCAUACUUCAAGACUACAGUCUGCGAUUCCAAAGUACGGUAUCCACACCGAUGUGGUGACUGACAGCAAACAAAUUCAUCCACGCUGAGGAGCUGUGCCGAUGCACAACCCACGUAAAGAUGAUAAUUCUGCAAAUAACUGCAAUUGCAGGUUUCGAACAGAGAUGGCGACAAAGAGGCAAAACUUACAGACUGCAGCUUUAUAAAAAUAUAAAGUAUAAAAAGUAGAAGUAUAAAAAUAGCAAAAUGCCUACAUUGUUAUAUCAGUGAUUAUGAGAUUUUUCGACAGCACGUCCUAUUAAGAUGGACAGUAUUCCCCAAUGCAUUCCCAGUGCAAUUAUUAUCACUGCUGUGCCUUAAUGAGCAUUGUAGAUGGACCUCAGUGAUUCUUAUCACACACAUCUGUAAUAACAGUAGCACUGUAUUACUGAGAUUGCUUGUAUUUGCUUUGAAUGACCAGUGUAUCGAUUUUCUUUAAAGCAUUAUUGCACUUACUGGUCCCUUAUUUUAUUGCACAAGUCAAACAAACCAGUGCCUACUUACAGUAUAAACCAGUGUACUUAAUCUGGAUGUUAAAGGGAAUGCAAAACAGAAGCACAUUUACUUUGACCAGAUCAGCAUUUCUAACUGUCAUUCUCUUUUCACAGUUAUCCUCCUCUCUUUAUGUAAAAAGGACAUUUGGCUGUCCCGAUUGUGUCCUUAAUUAAAGAACUAAAUAAUGUUCCACCAUGUAUACUGCCUACUACUGUUUUAACAGUAUAUGAAGUAGCAUGCAAUGAUUAAAAAAGAAGUAUCAAACCUACUGCUACGUUGUUGCCACAAUUUUACGCACAGCAAUUUGGUGUAUAAAAAAUGCAGUCUGGUCAAACAAUGGUGGUUACAUUCCUGAAUGGUACUGUAGCUUCACUGCUUAUGCACUGUAUACAUUUGGGUUUCCCAAACUGGGGAUUAUGAACAAAACAACUCUGAGGGUUUAUAAGGGAACUACAGGAGGUUUGUGAUUUGACCUAAAGUUAAUUAAUUAAACACAUUAAUCAAAUUAAUUCACAGGUGUUUUACCAGUAUAUUGUAUUAUAUUGUGUUUGAGGGUUAAAGGAAACUAUAACAGAACAUGUCCUGUCAGAAAAUUGCCAGUAUCUUUUCUGUUGUUGUUUUACAACAGAACAACAAAUUGUUUUUUUACAGCGUGGUAUACACUUUUGCUGUUACUGUUAAAAAAAUAUAUGUAUCAUGCACAUUUUAAAUAGUAGUAUGCUACAUACUACAUACUUCACUUUCUUAACCCAUUUCUAUCACAUGUUGUGUAAGUGCAUUCAUCUGUGUAUUUUUCCAGACUGUUUGGGCCUGACUAGAGCAUUUUAUAAAAGAAAGGCCACCUUGUUUGGUGAUGGUCAUGUGGUUUGAUUAAACAUUCAAAGUGAUGCUA
Megalobrama amblycephala (Wuchang bream) is the source of this 4776-nucleotide messenger RNA. RefSeq names its product progestin and adipoQ receptor family member VII, a (gene paqr7a). Gene Ontology annotation, molecular function: nuclear steroid receptor activity; steroid binding. Gene Ontology annotation, cellular component: plasma membrane. The record is from RefSeq and is a predicted model, not a curated record. Gene Ontology annotation, biological process: response to steroid hormone. The transcript has 3 exons. NCBI's taxonomy places the organism in Eukaryota, Metazoa, Chordata, Actinopteri, Cypriniformes, Xenocyprididae. The coding region runs from base 16 to 1374 and encodes 452 amino acids.